Messenger RNA from Diospyros lotus (date-plum), 1316 nucleotides. Its product is annotated as NAC domain-containing protein 2. Gene Ontology annotation, molecular function: DNA binding. Gene Ontology annotation, biological process: regulation of DNA-templated transcription. The coding region runs from base 80 to 970 and encodes 296 amino acids. NCBI's taxonomy places the organism in Eukaryota, Viridiplantae, Streptophyta, Magnoliopsida, Ericales, Ebenaceae. The record is from RefSeq and is a predicted model, not a curated record. The transcript has 3 exons.
UUUCAAUGUUUCUAGUUCCUCUUUCUUUUUGGUUUUCUUUUUCUUCUAGUGCAAUCCACUAGUCUAGACAGAGAGAGAAAUGACGGCGGAGAUGCACUUGCCGCCUGGUUUCCGAUUCCAUCCGACGGACGAGGAACUCGUGGUGCACUAUCUCUGCCGUAAAUGCGCCUCCCAGCCGAUUUCGGUCCCCAUAAUUGCAGAGGUUGAUCUCUACAAGUAUGAUCCCUGGGAUCUUCCUGAUUUGGCCUUGUACGGAGAGAAGGAGUGGUAUUUCUUCUCGCCCCGAGACCGGAAGUAUCCAAACGGAUCGAGGCCGAACCGGGCGGCCGGCAGUGGCUACUGGAAGGCCACCGGGGCCGAUAAGCCCAUCGGCAACCCCAAGCCGAUGGGGAUUAAGAAGGCGCUGGUGUUCUACGCCGGGAAGGCGCCGAGAGGGGAAAAGACAAAUUGGAUCAUGCACGAGUAUCGGCUGGCAGAUGUUGACCGCUCGGCUCGCAAGAAAGGCGGCAGCUUAAGGCUCGACGAUUGGGUGCUGUGCCGCAUAUACAACAAGAAGGGGAGCAUCGAGAAGAUGAGCUCGUUCGUCGGCGAUAAAGUCAGCGAGCCAGCGGAAGUGUACGAGCAGAAGCCGGACAUCCUGAGCCGCGGUGGGGGAGGGCUGCCGCCGCCGCCGGAGAGCUCCCUGACGGCGGGGGUGUUCAGCGAGCUGGCGUACUUGGACUCGUCGGAUUCGGUGCCGAAGCUCCACACGGACUCGAGCUGCUCGGAGCACGUGGUGUCGCCGGAGUUCGCGUGCGAGCGUGAGGUCCAGAGCGAGCCGAGUAAGCUGACGGAAUGGGAGAAAGCCGCCCUCGAGUUUCCCUUUAAUUACAUGGAUGCCACCAUGGAGGGCGCGUUCACUCCCCAGUUCCAGAGUAAUCAGAUGUCGCCGCUGCAGGACAUGUUCAUGUAUCUGCAGAAGCCGUUCUGAUCUGGGCCCACAAAAAAUGGGGGAGUGAUCGGACGGCGAGUCGCGUGGCAGGGGAUAAUACCCCCCCCAGCAAUCACAUGAGACGAGGGAGUCCGUGAUUGUGAAUGUGUGGGGCGGGGGCAAUCGUGGUAUUUUAGUAGUAGGUAGCAAAGCGUAAAGCUUAAAAGCAUGAUGCAUGAUUAAUGUCGAUUUAGGAGGUGGUAUUAUUAGCGACAGAUAGAAGGAUGGUAUUGGUGAAUGGUGAAUGUUGGUUGCCUUGCCUUGCCUAGGUUGGUUCUUGUCCUCUAUGUCAAUACAUUACAUGUGUAUAAUGCCGUCUUUUAACAUAUGCAAUGUUCGUUGGACA